CGGGGCCUCGGGCUGCCCGGGACCGGGACUGGUCGUUAGGAGCCGCCCGCCUCCGGGGGGCUGCUCGCUGAGGGGAGCCCCGGCCUGCGCGGCCCCGGCAGCGCAGCGAGGGAAUUCAGCCCCAGAGCACUGUAGGAAAUAGCAGUGCCGGCUUACUGCCCGUCAAACCGGGCCCCUUCCUGUGCUGCCUUGCUGUAAACCUGGUGUUUCCAAAACCACAUACGUGUAACAAAGAGUUUUAAUGCUGAAGUCCGGAUCUAACAUCCUGGUGGAGUAUGUGACCACUGUAGCCAUCAUUUGAAAUAAAACCUGCUAACUUAAAACCACAGUGAUUUCUCUGGGAAGGUUGACCAGUAGUCAAGAAAAAAUCUUUGAUAGUCUUCCAAGGACAACAAAAUUGUUACUUAGAAGUUCUACCACAGUGUUGAUGCAAUGGCUAGUCAAUAUGAUUCACUGGAAGAAGAGGAAAAAGAAACUGGAAUGGAAUACCGUUUCUUCUUCUCAGCUAUGUAGGCGUUAUGGAAGAAUACUUUCCCAAAGAAAAGGGAGUCUGAUAAAAAACCCUUCCAGAUUAAGAAGUUGACACAAACACAUGGAAAAUGGGUGACCUACAGAGCAAAUUCAGGGACUCUGAGAAGCUCGGCUGGCUUGGUCCUGGGGAUUUAUGCCAGACCCUAGCAAAAAAGAAGACGAGCACGGCGAGGUAACGGAGAGGUAGAUCCGCACGCAGGUGGAGGUGCGGACACACAGCGGCCUCAGCUACCCGGUGCCACGAGCGAAAGGGAGAGAAGGCGAAACUCCCUCUGGCGGAUAGAUGGAUGCAUCAUUUCCUACACACACUUCAGAGGAAGAUCUUCAAAAGAAAGCUGCAAGCCGAAUAGGACUUGGAAAACAAGCAGCCCCUGAGGACGCGCUAAACAGAGAAGUUGACCAUGACAACCUUCCUGGAAUUUAUCCAGCAGAAUGAGGACAGAGAUGGAGUUAGAUUCAGCUGGAAUGUUUGGCCUUCGAGUCGUCUUGAAGCCACAAGAAUGGUAGUCCCAGUGGCUGCCCUCUUCACGCCACUGAAAGAACGGCCAGACUUGCCUCCUAUUCAGUAUGAGCCAGUUUUGUGCAGUAGGACCACGUGUCGAGCUGUUCUGAAUCCCUUAUGCCAAGUGGAUUAUCGAGCAAAACUUUGGGCUUGCAACUUCUGUUACCAGAGAAAUCAGUUUCCUCCUACCUAUGCUGGCAUAUCUGAAAUGAAUCAGCCAGCUGAACUUUUGCCGCAGUUCUCUAGCAUUGAAUAUGUAGUACAGCGUGGUCCUCAGAUGCCUUUGAUAUUUCUUUAUGUUGUGGACACAUGCAUGGAAGAUGAAGACUUGCAAGCUCUGAAAGAAUCCAUGCAAAUGUCGCUUAGUCUUCUGCCACCAACUGCGUUAGUGGGUCUCAUUACCUUCGGGCGAAUGGUGCAGGUUCAUGAGCUUGGCUGUGAAGGAAUUUCCAAAAGUUAUGUCUUCAGAGGAACGAAGGACCUUUCUGCAAAGCAGCUUCAGGAAAUGCUAGGACUGACAAAAGUAGCUGUUUCACAAGUCGGCCGCGGUCCUCAAGUGCAACAGCCACCACCUUCUAACAGAUUUUUGCAACCAGUGCAGAAGAUUGAUAUGAAUCUUACUGAUCUUUUGGGUGAACUGCAGCGGGAUCCUUGGCCCGUUCCACAAGGGAAAAGGCCCUUACGUUCCUCUGGAGUGGCUCUUUCUAUAGCUGUAGGACUCCUUGAGUGCACCUUUCCUAACACCGGUGCACGUAUAAUGAUGUUCAUUGGAGGACCAGCUACACAAGGACCUGGGAUGGUUGUAGGGGAUGAACUGAAGUUACCUAUAAGAUCCUGGCAUGACAUUGAAAAAGACAAUGCUAAAUACGUUAAAAAGGGCACUAAGCAUUUUGAAGCCCUGGCUAAUCGGGCUGCAACAAAUGGUCAUGUUGUUGACAUAUAUGCAUGUGCAUUGGAUCAGACUGGUCUUCUGGAGAUGAAGUGUUGUCCCAACUACACUGGAGGCUACAUGGUAAUGGGAGACUCUUUCAAUACAUCUUUAUUCAAACAGACCUUUCAGAGAGUAUUCACAAAAGAUAUGCAAGGACAAUUUAAAAUGGGAUUUGGUGGCACAUUAGAAAUAAAGACUUCAAGAGAAGUAAAGAUUUCUGGAGCUAUUGGACCCUGUGUCUCUCUCAAUUCUAAAGGACCUUGUGUCUCAGAAAAUGAGAUUGGAACAGGAGGUACUUGUCAGUGGAAGAUUUGUGGACUUAAUCCUACUACAACACUUGCACUUUACUUUGAGGUGGUCAACCAGCACAAUGCUCCAAUUCCUCAAGGAGGACGCGGUGCAAUCCAGUUUGUGACUCAGUACCAGCAUUCCAGUGGACAGAGACGUAUCAGAGUGACCACAGUUGCCAGAAACUGGGCAGAUGCACAGACACAGAUUCAAAACAUUGCUGCAUCUUUUGACCAGGAGGCUGCUGCAAUUCUCAUGGCUAGAUUGGCAGUGUAUAGAGCAGAGACAGAGGAGGGACCUGAUGUGCUUAGAUGGCUGGACAGACAACUUAUACGACUGUGUCAGAAAUUUGGAGAGUAUCACAAAGAUGAUCCAAGCUCUUUCAGAUUUUCAGAAACCUUUUCACUUUACCCACAGUUCAUGUUUCACUUGAGAAGAUCUCCCUUCUUACAAGUUUUUAACAACAGUCCAGAUGAGAGCUCAUACUAUCGUCACCAUUUUAUGCGUCAAGAUCUAACGCAGUCACUUAUCAUGGUUCAGCCAAUUCUCUAUGCCUACUCCUUCAAUGGACCUCCAGAGCCUGUUCUUCUGGAUAGCAGCAGCAUUUUACCAGAUCGCAUUCUUCUUAUGGACACCUUUUUCCAGAUCCUUAUUUAUCACGGAGAGACCAUAGCUCAGUGGCGGAAAUCAGGUUACCAAGAUAUGCCGGAAUAUGAAAACUUCCAUCAUUUGCUUCAAGCUCCGAUAGAUGACGCUCAAGAAAUUCUUCACUCUAGAUUUCCAAUGCCCAGAUAUAUCGAUACAGAGCAUGGAGGAAGCCAGGCUCGUUUCCUGCUCUCAAAAGUAAAUCCCUCUCAGACUCAUAACAAUAUGUAUGCAUGGGGACAGGAGUCUGGAGCACCCAUUCUUACUGACGAUGUCAGCUUGCAAGUGUUUAUGGAUCAUCUGAAGAAACUUGCCGUCUCUAGUGCUGCCUGAGAUUCUGUAGUGUGCUAGAGGCACAGAUAAGCUGUAGCCAUAUUUCAGCUUUUUCUCCUUUGCCCUUUUCCAUGUCUCUCUUGACAGAAUGCUCUGAUAUGCACAAGCUGCCUGACUAGAUGUAAAACAGUGUUGUUUUCAAAGAAAAGCUUUUGUUAUCAGCAAAUGUUUUAAUGUGAACCGUAGUUUGAAAAAAUGACAAGUAGUAGCUUAAGUUAUAGUUACAGGAAAAAAAAACACAGUCAUUUUGAUUACCAUGAUAUUAUAAUUACUUUGAGAUCAAUUAUAUCAACUUUGAAAUGUUUUUUCUCUUUCCUUCUUAAAUGGUUGAGGUUGAUUCUGCUUUGCACUACAAAGGCACAUUGAACAAUAAAGGAAAUCUUUGGUGAUGUCAGGCUUUCCAGACUGCCACAUGAUAUUGUUUCUUACUCAAUCUGAGCACGAAAUGAACAAAGAAGCAACAAAAAGGUUAUAAAAAUAGUAUUAACUCAGUCUUUUGACUUAGGCUGCUGAACUUUUCUGCAGUGAUCUUAUUGUUCACGUUAGUUAUUUUAGGAGUAUUUAACUUCAAAUGUUUCCUUUUCCCAUUUUUACUGUAGUUGAUUCUUUGGGAACAGAGUUUUUCUUACCUUCCACAUGAAUGAUUUCAACUGAAAAAGUAAAAAAAAAAAAAAAAAAAAAAAAAAACCUGUUAUUGCACAAAAUCUAAAGCUUGAGCUAAGAAGAAAUCCUACACUACCAAAAUAAACUGACUCAGCCUUGAUUUUUGUCUUGGCGAGUAUACUUUAAAAAAAAAAAGUUAUCUUUUUAUUAUUGCCUUAUAAUGUUAUUACAUUAAUGCAUGACACCGCACAUCUGCUUUUUGUUUCUGCACCCUUUUUCUUAUGAGUUCAACAGGCUGUAGUUCUUGUUGAAACAAAAUUCUAUAGAAUAUGCUGCAAUUAAUUCAAUAUUUAGUUAAUACUUUAUUUUUGUGUGUGGGGAAAUAAAUUAGUAGGCUUUCCCCUUUACUUUAUGAAGUUUACACAAAACAGAUGUUUACAUAGGUAAUAUGAUGUUUUGACAAGCGAAGACAUGAAAUAUUGUACUGGGCAAUAAAAAUGGUGCCAAGUCUGAAGGAAGGGAGUUUUGACAUAGGAAAUUCAAUCAUAUAUUGGUGUGAUAAGCAUGAUUUUUUUUCCCGUUUGUCUGUAAAUUCUCAAAAACUUGAUUAAAUCAUUUGCUCUCUUUUACCUAAAUGAGAUGAGCUCUUUUUGCCUCAAUGCAAAUAAAAUAUGUUUUUCUCUCAAUUUCUGUA
Molecule: messenger RNA, 4527 nt
Organism: Cygnus atratus (black swan)
Lineage: Eukaryota; Metazoa; Chordata; Aves; Anseriformes; Anatidae
Gene: SEC23A
Product: SEC23 homolog A, COPII coat complex component
Exons: 23
Coding region: 933-3230 (765 amino acids)
Biological process (GO): COPII-coated vesicle budding; COPII-coated vesicle cargo loading; intracellular protein transport
Cellular component (GO): endoplasmic reticulum exit site; COPII vesicle coat
Molecular function (GO): GTPase activator activity; zinc ion binding
Source: RefSeq, a predicted model, not a curated record